Peromyscus leucopus (white-footed mouse) is the source of this 5545-nucleotide messenger RNA. It is a transcript of the gene Grik3, whose product is annotated as glutamate ionotropic receptor kainate type subunit 3. Gene Ontology annotation, biological process: modulation of chemical synaptic transmission; monoatomic ion transport; synaptic transmission, glutamatergic. Gene Ontology annotation, cellular component: postsynaptic membrane; presynaptic membrane; kainate selective glutamate receptor complex. Gene Ontology annotation, molecular function: transmitter-gated monoatomic ion channel activity involved in regulation of postsynaptic membrane potential; kainate selective glutamate receptor activity. The record is from RefSeq and is a predicted model, not a curated record. NCBI's taxonomy places the organism in Eukaryota, Metazoa, Chordata, Mammalia, Rodentia, Cricetidae.
AGCCCGGGCGAUAGCAUCGGCGGCGGCUGGAGGAGGAGCGGCCGGAGACGAGUGCAAGCCCGCCCGGCAGCCGGGGCAGGUGGGAAGCCCGCGCGGGAGCCGAGCUGACACGAGCCGGAGACGCCGCAGCCGAGUCCGAGCGGAGCCCGGGCGGAGCCCAGGAGCUCUCGCUCGCGGGCGGCCCGUGGGCGGCAGCCGAGGCGGGGCGGGCGCCGGCGGGGCGGCCCCCCAGUAAGAUGUGCGCAGCGCCGCGGGGCGCCCCUACUCGCAGAGGCGCUCGGGAGCCGGGCGGCUGGGCCAGGCGGCGCCUCGGGGGCUGCUGCGCGCCCGCGCCUAGAGCUGCCGCCCCAGGGAGCCCGCCACGGCCGCGCCCCGGGCACGCUCGGUGGCGCCCAACGAUGACCGCUCCCUGGCGGCGCCUCCGGAGUCUGGUUUGGGAAUACUGGGCCGGGCUCCUCGUGUGCGCCUUCUGGAUCCCAGACUCGCGCGGGAUGCCCCACGUCAUCCGGAUCGGAGGAAUCUUUGAGUAUGCGGACGGCCCCAACGCCCAGGUCAUGAACGCCGAGGAGCAUGCCUUUCGAUUUUCUGCCAACAUCAUCAACAGGAACAGGACUCUCCUGCCCAACACAACCUUGACUUACGACAUUCAAAGGAUUCAUUUCCAUGACAGCUUUGAGGCGACCAAGAAGGCCUGUGACCAGCUGGCACUGGGUGUGGUAGCCAUCUUCGGACCAUCACAGGGCUCCUGCACCAAUGCUGUCCAGUCCAUCUGCAACGCCUUGGAGGUGCCCCACAUCCAACUUCGCUGGAAGCACCACCCCCUGGACAACAAAGACACCUUCUAUGUGAACCUCUACCCCGACUACGCCUCCCUCAGCCACGCCAUCCUCGACUUGGUCCAGUCCCUCAAGUGGCGGUCAGCAACCGUGGUCUAUGAUGACAGUACAGGUCUCAUCCGGCUGCAGGAGCUCAUCAUGGCCCCAUCCAGGUACAACAUUCGCCUGAAGAUCCGCCAGCUCCCCAUCGACUCGGAUGACUCACGGCCCUUGCUCAAGGAGAUGAAGCGGGGCCGGGAGUUCCGAAUCAUCUUUGAUUGCAGCCACACCAUGGCAGCCCAGAUCCUCAAGCAGGCCAUGGCUAUGGGCAUGAUGACGGAGUACUACCACUUCAUCUUUACCACUCUGGAUCUCUACGCACUGGACCUGGAACCCUACCGAUACUCGGGGGUGAACCUGACUGGGUUCCGCAUACUCAACGUGGACAACCCCCAUGUCUCAGCCAUUGUGGAGAAGUGGUCCAUGGAGCGACUCCAGGCAGCUCCCCGGGCGGAGUCUGGCCUCUUGGAUGGAGUGAUGAUGACGGACGCAGCCCUGCUCUACGAUGCCGUCCACAUCGUGUCUGUGUGCUACCAGCGAGCGCCGCAGAUGACCGUGAUCCUGCAGUGCCAUCGGCACAAGGCCUGGCGCUUUGGUGGCCGCUUCAUGAACUUCAUCAAGGAGGCUCAAUGGGAAGGAUUAACUGGACGGAUUGUUUUCAACAAAACCAGUGGUUUGCGGACUGAUUUUGAUCUGGACAUCAUCAGCCUGAAGGAAGAUGGCCUGGAGAAGGUUGGGGUGUGGAGUCCAGCUGACGGUCUCAACAUCACUGAGGUUGCCAAAGGCCGAGGUCCUAAUGUCACCGACUCUCUGACCAACAGGUCGCUCAUCGUCACCACUGUGCUGGAGGAGCCCUUCGUCAUGUUCCGCAAGUCCGAUAGGACCCUUUACGGCAACGACCGCUUCGAGGGCUACUGCAUUGACUUGCUCAAGGAGCUGGCGCACAUCCUGGGCUUCUCCUAUGAGAUCCGGCUGGUGGAAGAUGGCAAGUACGCACAGGACGACAAGGGCCAGUGGAACGGCAUGGUCAAGGAGCUCAUUGACCACAAGGCAGAUCUGGCUGUGGCUCCCCUAACCAUCACCCACGUCCGAGAGAAGGCCAUCGACUUCUCCAAGCCUUUCAUGACCCUCGGCGUGAGCAUCUUAUACCGCAAGCCCAAUGGUACCAACCCCAGUGUCUUCUCCUUCCUCAACCCCCUUUCCCCAGACAUCUGGAUGUACGUGCUCCUCGCCUACCUGGGUGUCAGCUGUGUCCUCUUCGUCAUCGCCAGAUUCAGCCCUUACGAGUGGUAUGAUGCCCACCCUUGCAACCCCGGCUCCGAGGUGGUGGAGAAUAACUUCACACUGCUCAACAGCUUCUGGUUUGGAAUGGGCUCCCUCAUGCAACAAGGCUCUGAACUGAUGCCCAAAGCUCUGUCGACCCGAAUCAUCGGUGGCAUCUGGUGGUUCUUCACACUCAUUAUCAUCUCGUCCUACACGGCCAACCUGGCCGCCUUCCUGACCGUGGAGCGCAUGGAAUCACCCAUCGACUCUGCUGAUGACCUGGCCAAGCAGACCAAAAUUGAGUAUGGUGCUGUCAAGGAUGGGGCCACCAUGACCUUCUUCAAGAAAUCCAAGAUCUCCACCUUCGAGAAGAUGUGGGCCUUCAUGAGCAGCAAGCCCUCGGCACUGGUAAAAAACAACGAGGAGGGGAUCCAGCGAACACUCACAGCCGACUACGCUUUGCUCAUGGAGUCCACUACCAUCGAGUACAUCACACAGAGGAACUGCAACCUCACCCAGAUCGGUGGCCUCAUUGACUCCAAGGGCUAUGGCAUCGGCACACCCAUGGGCUCCCCCUACCGGGACAAAAUCACCAUCGCCAUUCUGCAGCUGCAGGAAGAGGACAAGCUUCACAUCAUGAAGGAGAAGUGGUGGCGAGGCAGCGGGUGCCCCGAGGAGGAGAACAAGGAGGCCAGCGCCCUGGGCAUCCAGAAGAUCGGCGGCAUCUUCAUCGUCCUGGCUGCCGGCUUGGUCCUGUCCGUGUUGGUGGCAGUGGGCGAGUUUAUAUACAAACUCCGCAAGACAGCGGAGCGGGAGCAGCGCUCCUUCUGCAGCACAGUGGCCGAUGAGAUCCGCUUCUCCCUCACCUGCCAGCGCCGUCUCAAGCACAAGCCGCAGCCUCCGAUGAUGGUCAAGACGGACGCGGUCAUCAACAUGCACACAUUUAACGACCGCAGGCUUCCAGGCAAGGAUAGCAUGAGCUGCAGCACUUCGCUAGCCCCUGUCUUCCCCUAGACCGUGGGUACAGCGGGGACGUCAGGCCUGGUCCACGCAGAGGAAAGCAAAGGAGACCGGAAGGGACAUCCUCAUCUCAUGCUGGCCUUGGGAAUGGAGCUGCUUGCCUGCAUCCAGCUGUGGACCGUCAGCUCUUACCUACCAGGAAACCAGUGGGCCCUAGGCCAGCUGCUUGGGCUUCAUCUCCUCUUGUCUUUUCUGUGGCUUUCUAAAGCUGUGAAGGCCAGCGGAAGCACAUGCCUCUCAGGCUCCCACUCGCCACCCCUCUCUUCUCCAUAGCCAGGUAUUUCUGCCAGGGCUCUGCGAGGCCUCAGAAGAUAGCUCUUAUACUCUCUUCCUUUCCCGCAAGCCUGGGACCUUCUAGCACGCAGCCAUGAGAGCAGAGACUCCAACUUUGAACACCUUAAGGAUAUUCUAAUGAGGCUGCCAGUGGGAGCCCAAAGGCACCAUCCAUCCAUCCAUGAACAGAAGCAAGGCUUCAGCCUUUAAGGGCUGUUCACCUGGGUCCGGUCUUCUCCACCUGGCUUCACCCACAGCAGCCCCUUGACAACAUGGAAAGCAGUGUGGGAAGGAGGAGUUUGGUAUGGGAGAAGAAGAGCACACAGACAGAGAGGCUGCGGUCUCCGAGAACGUGAAUGAGGUAGCAACCACGGCAAAUUCUUCUCCACUUCUGAAACAGAGAAGAGAAGACACCCUCUCUCAUAAGGAGUGUCCAAAGACUCAAUUGGCAUGGGAAGGUCAGCCGAAGAAAAACGGAUACUAUGAAAAUCCCAAAGGCCCUUGAUCUAAUAGACCGACUUGGCGGGUAAACAAGCCAGCAUUCAGGAACCCUGGGUUUUCCACCGUCUACUCAUUGGCGAGUCCCUGUCCCUGCUCAUUUGAAUUUGGCCUCCUUCUGUCAUCCCGAAAAGAGAAGAGCAGCCUCAACUGAUGGGCAAAAGAGGGGUUGGUGCCCCCCCUGCGCAGACAAACUUUGGGGUAGGUGGGAGGAGCCAGAGGGGACCUGAAGAACCUUCUGGGCAUGCCCAAUCUAAAGAGCCCCCUAGAGAAAGAAAGCUUUCAGGUGGAAUAUGAGACCUCCUGAGGUCCCCAGGCUGGGGAGGGAGAAGCUGCCUCCUGGAAAAUUAACCAAAGACCCAACACAGAGAUACAAGGCCAUCCUGGCCCCUAGUCUCUUUUCUGGGGCAGCUAUGGUCUGGGGGGAUUUGGGGGAGAAGAGAAGAAGCAGAGGAGAAGCCAGGGAGGGGACAGCCAAAGGGGUGAGCAGAUGACCUGUGGUUCCCACUCUGGAGGUUUGAAACUAUCAAAGUCUUAGGAAAGAUUCAGCUGUGAGGGGUUAGGCAAAAAGUGUCCUUACAGAGAGCAUGACAGGGCCAUCAGGGCCCCCACAGCUAAGGGUGGAAGUUGGUCUCUGAUGAGGGACCAGGGUGGGCAACAUGGGCUGAGAACUGGGGGACUCUAGUCCCACACUCCCCCACUUUCCUGGUGCUGCCAGGCCUGGAUGAGCUACAUCUAGAUCUCAAGAGCCCUCUCGGCAGAGGUGAAGGAACCCCUUCAGUCGAGCACCCUUCCACACUGGCGUGGGUGAUGAAUCCCGUCACGCUGGUUCUCGGGAGCUCUGGCUGCACUGGAGGGAGCGAGGAGAGACUGGCAGCCAAGCCCAGUGCAUGCGAUGAUAGGAAAAGCCAUGCUGGCAGGAAGGAGGAGCAUGCACAUGUCUGUGUGUUUGACUUUGUAUGUAUGCGUUUGGGGGGGGCUGAUGAUGAAGGACAGAUAUGAUGGAUAUAUAACAUAGUCCAUAGCAGGCAAUAAUAGGGGCCUCCUUUGGGACGUGUGUGUGUGUGUGUGUGUGUGUGUGUGUGUGUGUGUGUAUACAUGAGUGAAAUGGGGAGGAAGGAACCCAAUCAGGACCAGCAACGGAGCCUCAUCUAUGUAAAAACAGGAGAAGCCAUGUUGAGAUGGGGUUCUGAUGAAUAUAUGGAUGGAUGCAAGUGUUCAUGAAUUUGUGUGUGUGUGUGUGUGCACAUACAGUCAUGCGCACACACACAUAUGCACACAUCUGUGUACUGAAUGACAGAGGAUGGGAAGCAGGAUACAACCUGCAGCAUAGCCAAAUAUAUGUAAAAGGAGAAGCCAUGUCAUCAGAGGUCCUUGUAUGAGUGUGUGCGUACACACACACACACACACACACACACAGGUGUGUGGGCUUGUGUGCCCUGAAGACAGCAGGGAAGGUCAGACGAGACUGCUGUGCCCUGUGGGUGGAUGUGUGCUGUGCAGGAGGAGUCGUAUGAAAAUGGAGUGUGUGUGUGUGUGUGUGUGUGUGUGUGUGUGUGUGUGUGUGUGCUUGCUCAUACCCAUGCAUGUGCAGACGUGUACCUAAAUUCCAGUUC